UGCGCUUCCUGAGUGAAAACACAUUUACACAUCCUUUCCUGAACAUAAUGUGCAUGCGAACACUAACGUUCAUAUUUCUCACAGGACUAUAUUCAUUGCGAAUAGCCCACUCAGCAGCUCCCUGAUUUGCUACAACUGGUAGAGGACGACCUUUUGCUGUGUAGGAAGCAUGAAGUUCGAGAACAUCAUCUCUGACAUCGGCGGAUUCGGGAAGUUCCAGAAGAUGAUCGUCGCCAUCAGCUUCAUGAGCCGCUUCACGCUGCCUUGCCACUUCCUGCUCAACAACUUCAUCGCCGCCGUCCCUGCGCACCACUGCCGCAUCGCCACUUUAGAUGAUGGAGGUGCCUUCGGGAAUCUGUCCCUGGAAGACAGACUCACCGUCAGCAUCCCACUGGAGGAAGACGGAACUCGGAGUUCGUGUAGGAUGUUUUCCAAGCCACAAUAUCAACUGCUGUUGAACAAGUCGGAUGUCACUCAGGACCCCACCUCGCCCUGUGUUGAUGGAUGGGUAUACGAUAACACGACCUUCAAAUCUACGAUGACAGCCGAGUGGGACUUGGUGUGUGAUAAAAGAAGUAGAACCCGAGCCACGGCAACCAUCUUCUUCAUUGGCGUGAUGUUUGGAGCCUUGGCCUUUGGAAUUCUGAGUGACAGAUUUGGUCGAAGGAUCAUGCUGCUGACAUCCUAUCUUUCUGGAAUGCUGUUUGCUCUCACCAGUGCUUUUGCCACGUCCUUCCUGAUGUUUGCAGUGCUGAGAUUCCUUACCGGCCUUUGCAUGACUGGCAUUGUCAUCGUCUCUGCUGUUCUCUGUGUGGAGUGGGUGGACAUUGAGCACAGGAAGCUGGUUGGACUUAUCGAUAGCUUUUCCUGGACAUUUGGGAGUAUUUGCUUCGUAGCCUUUGCUUACCUUGUGACGGACUGGAGGUGGCUGACCAUCAGUGUCACUUUGCCCGUCAUCUUGGGUAUCAUCUCAUGGAGGUGGAUGCCAGAGUCAGCGCGAUGGCUCAUUGCCAACGGAAAGCUCGAGGAAGCUCACUUGUGCCUCGUAAAAUGUGCCAAAAUGAAUGGAACCGAGACAUUAUUUCAAAGUGUUCAACCUGAGACGCUUUCAUCCAUUGUGGUGACGGAAAAGAAAGGACGAGUGUAUUCCUACCUCGACUUGAUGAGAACACCUAAAAUGAGAAGAUUGUCCUUACGUACUGGUGUACUUUGGUUAAGUGUGGCAAUCGCUUUUUACGGCAUCACCUUCAACAUCAGCGGCUUUGGGCUUAAUGCUUACCUCACUCAACUGCUGUACUCCUCAGCUGAAGUGCCAGGCAAAUUGUCCGUUUACUUCUUACUGGAUAGGAUUGGCAGGAAGCGCACACAGGUGGGAAUGCUGACGAUGCUCACAAUCUCUCUUGGCAUCAAUAUUGUGGUACCAAAAGAAAUGGCUACCAUGAGAACAGUGGUGGCAAUCAUCGGAAAGGUCUUUGCUUCAGGAUCCUUUGCAACUACUGUGCUCUACUGUUCUGAACUGUUUCCGACUGUAGUCAGACAGAACGGGAUGGGCUACAACUCCUCCAUGGCCCGAAUCGGCGUGGCUAUCGCUCCCCUGAUCCUUUUACUUGAUGAAUCGUGGAAGCAGCUCCCCCAGCUCAUCUUGUGCUCCUCUGCUGUGUUGGCGGCAAUCAUAGCAUCAACGCUGAGGGAGACAAGGGCAAAGUGCCUGCCGGAAACUAUUGAGGAUGUUGAAGGGAUGCUAUAGGCCAGAGGAUCAUGGCUGUUGGGGGUUCUACCUGUUAUGUUGUCUCUGAGUAUGAUUUGAUUCGAGUUGUGAAGAUGGCAAGUUCCUUUGCAGUCUCUCGUUUUACUUUCAGGGUAACUACGACAAGAGAACGCUGAUGUUUUCUGGCUACAACUAGGAUAUGAAUACGAUUAAUUAUAGUGGAUUUAUAAUGUUUCAAAAAUUUUCCUUGUCACAUUUAAAUCGUUGAAUGUCAUGACAAAGGUAUAGACAUUUUUUUUUUUUUGGUCAGUUUCUUUGUUCAGAUCCUUUUUUAACAACUGCACAGCAGUCAGUGUAUUUCUCAAGCACAAACAGCAAAACCCAGUGAAUAACCUGCAAAAGCAUUUCAUGGAUGGACGAUUCCUCAAAAGCAAGUAUUCAUGGGAAUAAAACUGCCAGGAAUUUCAAUUGUUUGUCUGGAAAAUACUAAAUUUGGAAUUUGAAUUUUUCUUGUUUUCCAUUUGUGGUUGGGAUGGUUUGAAUCAGUCAAGAAACUGGUAUUGAGAAGUACUAAAUGAGUAAAAUCCCUUACCUUGGGGUUUUAGUUAGGAAUAGCGGGAUUUAAAAAACAACAAUGGUACUGUAUUUUCACUUGCUGUAGAAGAGGAAGACAACAGGGAGAAGUAAAUAACCCAAGAAGGGAAUGAUGUACAGUUGAUCUCUAAGGUGCGCCUUCGCCUCAUAUUUCUGAAUGCAUUUGCUCCUGAAUUGCGCCUGAGUCUCCUCUAGGUGGCGCUCGCUUACCUUACAGUAGCUUGGUUUCUGGUUCCGCUCUAGUUGGAAGAAAGUCCUCUAGCUUGCAUUCUUUCAAGCUCCUCCCAUAGGUGGAUGAUGUCCACGUGCUCCUCCACCUUGACGCACAAACCUGCAAUUUUAAGUCAGGGAACAACUCUCACACAAAUUUCUGUCUGUAUGUUUGACCUUCAAUCAAUGUAUGCACAUAUUGAACACAGUCAAUUACAUUUCAUCUGAAGCAAUAAAAGAUACAAAACAAUGUUCAUGUUUUUAACUAUUUUGAAUGAAAACCUUUCUUUUUAACAAAACGGCAUAUUUAACAGUUAAUGAUGUUGAUCGGUAUUUCACGUUUUGAACGGAUUCGAUCCAAAUCAUGUUCAUCAAUCAAUAUAUCGAUCCAGAUA
This is a messenger RNA of Corythoichthys intestinalis (scribbled pipefish), 2907 nucleotides long. RefSeq names its product solute carrier family 22 member 7-like. Gene Ontology annotation, molecular function: transmembrane transporter activity. Gene Ontology annotation, cellular component: membrane. Lineage: Eukaryota; Metazoa; Chordata; Actinopteri; Syngnathiformes; Syngnathidae. The coding region runs from base 170 to 1747 and encodes 525 amino acids. Gene Ontology annotation, biological process: transmembrane transport. The record is from RefSeq and is a predicted model, not a curated record. The transcript is spliced from 10 exons.